Molecule: messenger RNA, 4499 nt
Organism: Molossus molossus (Pallas's mastiff bat)
Lineage: Eukaryota; Metazoa; Chordata; Mammalia; Chiroptera; Molossidae
Gene: SPON1
Product: spondin 1
Exons: 16
Coding region: 185-2605 (806 amino acids)
Biological process (GO): cell adhesion
Cellular component (GO): extracellular matrix
Source: RefSeq, a predicted model, not a curated record
CUCUGCUCGCUCAGCUCAGCUCAGCUCAGCGCAGCUGCCAAGCCAAAGCAGGCAGGGUCUCGUGGCUCCGAGCUCCCGCUUCCCGCCCGGGCUCCGCCAGGUCUUGCUUCCACGGGGACCCCUUCGGGCAGGAGUUGCGUUGCAAGGGCCAGCGGCAGCGACACAAAGUUGGGGGCCCGCGAGGAUGAGGCUGUCCUCGGUGCCCCUGAGGCUGAGCCGGAGUCCAGCACUGCUGGCCCUGGCGCUGCCCCUGGCCGCGGCACUGGCCUUCUCCGACGAGACCCUGGACAAAGUGCCCAAGUCGGAGGGUUACUGCAGCCGCAUCCUGCGCGCUCAAGGCACGCGGCGCGAGGGCUACACCGAGUUCAGCCUCCGAGUGGAGGGCGACCCUGACUUCUACAAGCCGGGAACCAGCUACCGAGUGACACUUUCAGCUGCUCCUCCCUCCUACUUCAGAGGAUUCACACUAAUUGCCCUCAAAGAAAACAGAGAGGGUGAUAAGGAAGAAGACCAUGCUGGGACCUUCCAGAUCAUAGAUGAAGAAGAAACACAGUUUAUGAGUAACUGCCCUGUCGCGGUCACGGAAAGUACCCCACGGAGGAGGACACGGAUCCAAGUGUUCUGGAUAGCGCCUCCAGCAGGGACGGGCUGUGUCAUUCUAAAGGCCAGCAUCGUACAGAAACGCAUCAUUUAUUUUCAGGAUGAGGGCUCUCUGACCAAGAAACUUUGUGAACAAGAUUCCAUGUUUGAUGGGGUGACUGACAAGCCAAUCUUAGACUGUUGUGCCUGUGGGACUGCCAAGUACAGACUCACGUUCUAUGGGAACUGGUCUGAGAAGACACACCCAAAGGAUUACCCUCGUCGGGCCAAUCACUGGUCUGCGAUCAUUGGCGGAUCCCACUCCAAGAACUACGUGCUGUGGGAGUACGGAGGGUAUGCCAGCGAAGGCGUGAAGCAAGUGGCAGAAUUGGGCUCACCAGUAAAAAUGGAGGAAGAAAUUCGACAACAGAGCGAUGAGGUCCUCACCGUCAUCAAAGCCAAAGCUCAGUGGCCAGCCUGGCAGCCUCUCAACGUGAGAGCAGCACCCUCGGCUGAAUUUUCCGUGGACAGGACACGCCACUUAAUGUCUUUCCUGACCAUGAUGGGCCCCAGCCCUGACUGGAACGUGGGCCUGUCUGCAGAGGACCUGUGCACCAAGGACUGUGGCUGGGUGCAGAAGGUGGUGCAAGACCUGAUCCCUUGGGACGCAGGCACGGACAGCGGGGUGACCUAUGAGUCACCCAACAAGCCCACCAUUCCUCAGGAGAAAAUCCGGCCCCUGACCAGUCUGGACCAUCCUCAGAGUCCUUUUUACGAUCCAGAGGGCGGGUCCAUCACUCAAGUAGCCAGAGUUGUCAUCGAGAGGAUCGCCCGAAAGGGGGAGCAGUGCAAUAUUGUGCCUGACAACGUGGAUGAUAUUGUAGCCGACCUGGCUCCAGAAGAGAAAGAUGAAGAUGACACCCCUGAAACCUGCAUCUACUCCAACUGGUCCCCGUGGUCCGCCUGCAGCUCCUCCACCUGCGACAAAGGCAAGAGGAUGCGGCAGCGCAUGCUGAAGGCACAGCUGGACCUCAGUGUCCCCUGCCCUGACACCCAGGACUUCCAGCCCUGCAUGGGCCCCGGCUGCAGUGAUGAAGAUGGUUCCACCUGCACCAUGUCGGAGUGGAUCACCUGGUCGCCCUGCAGCAUCUCCUGCGGCAUGGGCAUGCGGUCCCGGGAGCGGUACGUGAAGCAGUUCCCAGAGGACGGCUCCGUGUGCAUGCUGCCCACCGAGGAGACGGAGAAGUGCACGGUCAACGAGGAGUGCUCCUCCAGCAGCUGCCUGAUGACCGAGUGGGGCGAGUGGGACGAGUGCAGCGCCACCUGCGGGAUGGGCAUGAAGAAGCGGCACCGCAUGGUCAAGAUGAGCCCGGCGGAUGGCUCCAUGUGCAAGGCGGAGACUUCUCAGGCAGAGAAGUGCAUGAUGCCAGAAUGCCAUACCAUCCCAUGCUUGCUGUCCCCGUGGUCCGAGUGGAGCGACUGCAGCGUGACCUGUGGGAAGGGCAUGCGGACCCGCCAGCGGAUGCUCAAGUCUCUGGCGGAGCUUGGGGACUGUAAUGAGGAGCUGGAGCAGGUGGAAAAAUGCAUGCUGCCUGAAUGCCCCAUUGAUUGUGAGCUCACUGAGUGGUCCCAAUGGUCGGAAUGUAACAAGUCAUGUGGGAAAGGCCACAUGAUUCGAACCCGGAUGAUCCAAAUGGAGCCUCAGUUUGGAGGCGCGCCCUGCCCAGAGACUGUACAGCGAAAAAAGUGCCGCGUCCGGAAAUGCCGAAACCCAUCCCUGCAGAAGCUGCGCUGGAGAGAGGCCCGAGAGAGCCGGAGGAGUGAGCAGUUGCGGGAAGAGUCCGAUGGGGAGCAGUUCCCAGGCUGCAGGAUGCGCCCGUGGACAGCCUGGUCGGAGUGCACCAACCUGUGCGGAGGCGGGAUUCAGGAACGCUACAUGACUGUAAAGAAGAGGUUCCAAAGCUCCCAGUUCACCAGCUGCAAAGACAAGAAGGAGAUCAGAGCCUGCAACGUUCACCCUUGUUAGCAAGGGGCCAAGUAUCCAGGGCUGCACUCGAGAUGCCAGACUCAGCAGUGGCUGGGUCAUUUGUUUGCUUGUUUCUUUAAGGCAAUUUAAAUUGUGUACAUUAGUUUCCAUUUCUGCAAUCUCCUUUGCCCAGUAGUCUUGUGGAUGCCAGGGACACCCUUUCUGUAUACUUCUUAGUGGGCACAGGCUGACCAGGGCUCCCUCCUCCUCAGCCGGCACUCCAGCACAGAUGUGGGUAGUGUCAGCCACCCUGUGACAAACGGAAGUGUGUCCCUCUGGAGCAUCCACCUGGGCGCAGGACAGAGACCCAGGCCUCCAUGAAGAGGCAUCUGUGUCUGGAAACAACUCUGCACCUGGUCCCGGGAUGCAGCAGGAAACACGCCCCUCAGAUAGACGGAGCAGGUUCGCUCUCAUCUCUGGCCGCUCUCUUGCAGGAAGCUGUUGUUUGCUCAUCUCUUUUCACUUAGCGGAGCGUUAGGUCCCUUGUUGAGUCCCCUCGGUCAUCAAUAGUUCUUGGGGAAGAUGAGCUGGUAGACGUGAAGAGGGGCGCAGAGGCUGGGUGGCUUUCCUCUUUCGCCGAGAAAUUCUGAAUACAUUUAUCUCGCCUCCUAAACUGGGUCCUAUGCCCCAGAGGAACUGAUGGCUGCUUUAUCUGAAUGUAAGGUCGCCAGUUCUCACACCUGACGUAAAGGGUAACUAAGUCUAGAGAGAAGUGUUCCCUUGUUUGGGGGUUGGUGUUUUUUGUUUGUUUUUGCCACAAUUCUCCUAGGAAGCCAGCCUAUGAGGUUGCCGACCCGACAGCCUCGCUGGAACCGCGGCCAAGGCAGCAAAAGUGGCCUCGCCCGCGGUCUCAAACCGGAGUUUUUAAAAUCUUCCAACACACAUCUAGACUUUUAAGUUUUGAACCAGUUCUAACAUGUUUUACUUACGCAAACAUUUUGCUAAGUUUCCCCGCAGCCCACCAAGCCAUUCCUUCGACAAAAAUACUCUCUGUACUUUAAAGGGGAUUUUUUUUAGUCAUAAAAUCUCACGUGUAGAAAGAGCUUUUCUUUCUUCUGUAGAAAGAAAAGGUGUUGCAAAGACCUUUAGAAGAAAGAUAGAAAUUUAGAAAGAAAAAGAAUAUACAGAAUCCAGUUGGGCAAGAAGAUCAGAUGGGAAGUCAAACCUAGGUCAGCUCUCCACCCUCGGACUCUGGUCCUUGACACACCCUUGGGGGGGCUGUGGUUUUCCAUGCCCUCCCCAGCACUGAGCACACCAAAAUCGGGGAGACUGACUACCAAGGAUUAGUGUAAAAGGACAUUGUACUGAGUUGAGUCCAUCAGCAGUUUUCACUCAUUCAUUUAUUGUUAAAACGUUUUGUGUCUGUUGCAGGUCUUUUUCAUUAUGCUUAAUCCAAAUAAGUGUCAUGGACGAGAUGCAUACAAUGUUUUGAAUACACUAUUUUAAGAAUUUGCAUUAAACACAUCAGGAUAUUUCCAAACACAACAUAUAUAUGUUAUAGCCCUGAAUCUGUAUUAUUUUCUUCAGCCCAAGAGAGACUGUUCAAUAAAAAACUCAUUUGGGUCUGUCUUCUGUGUUUUUACACUAAUUACUUGUUGGUAAGUUUGGGUGUGUUUACAGUUGUUAUAUACACCUCAAUCAUUAUCGGCUAAAGAUUCGGCUUUUGCUCCCUCAUCGUGGAAGGGCCAUUACCACAUCUCUGAGUUCCUGGAGCUUUGUUUCCAGCGUCAUUGUUGUAGGAACAUAAUAUAAAGAAGUAAGGGGGCUUUCUACUUAGACCAAAAAAAAAAAAGUUGUUAUAGAAUCUGCCCACUUUGGCAACAUUACUCUUAGCUACCUAGAGGCAUAUUUACUCUCAACCCAUGAAAAUCAAAGUUCCUGCACAGCCAGUGUG